This is a messenger RNA of Zingiber officinale, 716 nucleotides long. RefSeq names its product polyamine oxidase 3-like. Gene Ontology annotation, cellular component: peroxisome. NCBI's taxonomy places the organism in Eukaryota, Viridiplantae, Streptophyta, Magnoliopsida, Zingiberales, Zingiberaceae. The transcript has 6 exons. Gene Ontology annotation, molecular function: polyamine oxidase activity. Bases 51 to 572 code for a protein of 173 amino acids. Gene Ontology annotation, biological process: polyamine catabolic process. The record is from RefSeq and is a predicted model, not a curated record.
UGUUGGUGUUCAAGCUUAGUAGAGUUUUGAAUCUACUCAUCCCUUUUUCAAUGAUUUCCAGCAUCAAUUUGGAUUUUUCUGCAUCAUUCUAUCAGAAGACUGAAGCAAGGCAAUCUCACUCUCCUUCUGCCAUUGUCAUUGGUGGUGGAUUUGCAGGGAUUGCAGCUGCUCAUGCACUGAAAAAUGCAGCUUUUCAGGUUGUGCUUUUAGAAUCUCGGGAUAGAAUUGGUGGUCGAGUUCACACUAACUACUCAUUUGGUUUUCCUGUUGACAUGGGAGCAGCCUGGUUGCAUGGUGUCUGCAACGAGAAUCCAUUGGCAUCUUGGAUUGGAAGACUUGGUCUACCAAUUUAUCGAACUUCUGGUGACAAUUCUGUCUUGUAUGAUCAUGACUUGGAGAGCUACGCACUCUUUGAUGGUGAUGGACAUCAAGUGCCUCAAGAUCUAGUGGAAAAAGUUGGUAAGGUGUUUGAAACCAUUCUGGAAGAGGCUAACAAACUCAGGUAUGAAACAAAUGAAGACAUGUCUAUAGAACAGGCUAUUAAGCUAGUCAUGGAGAGGCAUUCAAUAUGAUGCAUUAUUAAUGAAUUAAGUCUACUUUAUGAGAUUUCAGAUUUUUUUAUUAUUCAUAGGCAUUUAGUUUAGAUCAAGUGACAUUUCUUUAUCUUCUUCUUACAGGUGGAGUUUGAAGGAUUAGGAGAAUUAAGAAGCAAGGAU